AUCGUGGCGCCAUGGACGACAAGGCGUUGACCAAGGAGCUGGACCAGUGGGUCGAGCAGCUGAACGAGUGUAAACAGCUCAACGAGAACCAAGUGCGGACCCUGUGCGAGAAGGCCAAGAGAAGAAAAUAAUAUGGGCUGGAUUCUUCACAAUGCCUGUGAAGACUAUCAGGCUAAUUUAAGUGGAGAAGACAUUUGCUGGGAGAGUAUUUGGGAACUCAGAAUCAAAAGGAAAGCUGGAGAACCAAGCCUGGAAAUGUUGCUGGAAUAAGCGAGGUUAGCAGGAGCCCUGGUGGUGCAGUGGUUAAGCACUGGGCUGCUAACCAAAAGGCUAAAGAAAUUUUAACAAAAGAAUCAAAUGUACAAGAGGUCCGUUGCCCUGUUACAGUUUGUGGAGAUGUUCACGGUCAAUUCCAUGAUCUUAUGGAACUCUUCAGAAUUGGUGGAAAAUCGCCAGAUACAAACUAUCUAUUCAUGGGUGACUAUGUAGACAGAGGUUACUACUCAGUGGAGACUGUGACUCUUCUUGUGGCGUUAAAGGUUCGUUAUCCAGAACGCAUUACAAUAUUGAGAGGAAACCACGAAAGCCGACAGAUUACCCAAGUAUAUGGCUUUUAUGAUGAAUGUCUACGAAAGUAUGGAAAUGCCAACGUUUGGAAGUAUUUUACAGAUCUCUUUGAUUAUCUUCCACUUACGGCGCUGGUAGAUGGACAGAUAUUCUGCCUCCACGGUGGCCUCUCUCCAUCCAUAGAUACACUGGAUCAUAUAAGAGCCCUGGAUCGUUUACAAGAAGUUCCACAUGAGGGCCCAAUGUGUGACCUGUUAUGGUCAGACCCAGAUGAUCGUGGCGGGUGGGGGAUAUCUCCACGUGGCGCUGGCUACACAUUUGGACAAGACAUUUCGGAAACAUUUAACCACGCCAACGGUCUCACGCUGGUUUCUCGCGCUCACCAACUUGUAAUGGAGGGAUAUAAUUGGUGCCAUGAUCGGAAUGUGGUUACCAUUUUCAGUGCACCCAAUUACUGUUACCGCUGUGGGAACCAGGCUGCUAUCAUGGAACUAGAUGACACUUUAAAAUAUUCCUUCCUUCAGUUUGACCCAGCGCCUCGCCGUGGAGAGCCUCAUGUUACCCGGCGUACCCCUGACUACUUCCUGUGAAUGGCUCCAGGGAAAACCUGCCUUUGUAUGUGGAAGUAUACCUGGCUUUUUAAGAUAUACAUAUAUUUAAAAACAGAAAAAACAACGGUAAUCGAUGUGUUUCUGUAACAGAUUGGGAUCUGUCUUGGCAUUAAACCACAUCAUGGACCAAAAUGUGCCAUACUAGUGAUGAACACUUAGCACAAUUUAGACUGAAAUUCAAUGCAGCGCGAUGUUCUAGAUCAGUCAGUUAACAGUUUGCCUGCUGUAUUUGUAAUAACCAUUUUCCUCUGGACUGUUCAAACAAAAAAGGUAACUAAUUCCUUCAUCUCCUUUUGCACUUAGUUGAGAUUUUAGUUAUAGUGUUUAACUGGCAUGGAUUAAUAAAGUUGGAACUUUAUUUUUAAGGAAAAUUCACAAGCUAACUUCCACUUAAUCCAUUACUGUUUAUUUUAUUGAAAUGUAUGAUUAACUGAAGAAAAGAUUCUUCUUGGGAGUAUGUUGUCAUAACAUUUAAAGAGAUUUCCCUUCAUUUAAACUAAAUUACUAUUUUACGUUGAGCUGCAUAUUUCUGUAUAUUUGUCAUGAUAGUGCUUGCAUCCUAUUUGGUGUACUGAGCAAAUAAACUGCAUUUUAAGCAAAGACA
Messenger RNA from Loxodonta africana (African savanna elephant), 1782 nucleotides. RefSeq names its product protein phosphatase 2 catalytic subunit beta (gene PPP2CB). Lineage: Eukaryota; Metazoa; Chordata; Mammalia; Proboscidea; Elephantidae. Bases 423 to 1157 code for a protein of 244 amino acids. The transcript is spliced from 8 exons. Gene Ontology annotation, molecular function: protein serine/threonine phosphatase activity. The record is from RefSeq and is a predicted model, not a curated record. Gene Ontology annotation, cellular component: cytosol. Gene Ontology annotation, biological process: mitotic cell cycle.